Temnothorax curvispinosus is the source of this 1035-nucleotide messenger RNA. RefSeq lists its product as uncharacterized. The transcript has a single exon. The record is from RefSeq and is a predicted model, not a curated record. NCBI's taxonomy places the organism in Eukaryota, Metazoa, Arthropoda, Insecta, Hymenoptera, Formicidae. Bases 1 to 1035 code for a protein of 344 amino acids.
AUGGGCUCUCCCAUCUCACCCAUCAUUGCAAAUAUCUUUAUGGAACACUUCGAAAAUCAAAUUCUAAAAAACGCACCUCUCAAACCAUCUACAUGGUUCCGAUACGUUGAUGACACUUUUGUCAUCUGGAGCCAUGGCAGAGACACUCUUCCUCAAUUUCUUGCCUUUCUCAACUCUCAGCAUCCUAACAUUCAGUUCACAAUGGAAGUAGAACAAAACAGCCAAAUCCCUUUUCUAGACGUGUUGGUCAGAAGGAACGAUGAUGGUACUUUAAGCCAUCAGGUCUAUCGAAAACCAACACACACAGAUCGAUAUCUUCACGCCACCUCCCACCACCACCCUUCGCAAAAGAAUUCAGUCAUUAGCUCCCUGGUAUACAGAGCCCUCACAAUUUCCGAAUCAACCUCUUUGAAUGGGGAAUUAGAACACCUCAACCAAGCCUUAACAAAAAAUGGAUAUAGCCCUAGAAACAUCAAUCAAACAAUCCAAAGAUUGAAGAACAAAAUUUCCAAUCCCAACAAUGUCGAGACACCGCAUGAAGAAAAAGAAAAAGAAAGAGAAAAGUUCCAGAUGGCUUUCCUUCCGUAUCUGCAAGGCACGACAGAACGCAUUAGCAGGAUUCUGCGAAGACACAAUAUAAAAGUGAUCUCCAAACCACAAAGGAAGAUUUUCCAGCUACUUCCUAACCCGAAGGAUCAGAGACCACGCUUAGAAACACCAGGUGUAUACAAAAUCCCCUGCUCUUGCGGAAAAGUGUACAUAGGAGAAACCGGGAGGAAGAUCAGUACACGAAUCAAAGAACAUCAACGGUGUACCAAAUACGGCCACUUUUCUCAAUCAGCCCUAGCCGAACACUGGAUGGAGACUGGACACUCCGUGCAAUACGACAAAACCACGAUGCUAGCCCCCUCUCAAGGGUACUUCGCCAGAAAACAUCGCGAAAGUCUGGAAAUUUUCAAGCAUCCCGACAACCUCAACCGAGAUAAAGGUUAUCAGACAAACCCGAUUUGGCACACUGUCCUCCCGGUUUUUUAA